This is a messenger RNA of Aphanomyces astaci, 1651 nucleotides long. RefSeq lists its product as hypothetical. Lineage: Eukaryota; Oomycota; Saprolegniomycetes; Saprolegniales; Verrucalvaceae. The record is from RefSeq and is a predicted model, not a curated record. Gene Ontology annotation, biological process: attachment of GPI anchor to protein. Bases 58 to 1557 code for a protein of 499 amino acids. The transcript has 5 exons. Gene Ontology annotation, cellular component: GPI-anchor transamidase complex.
ACACCGAAAUACGUUUAAACAAUUACCCUGUAAACCUCACGGCAAAACAACCACGCCAUGGCCGGUACGCGGCUGCAUGUCCUCCUGAGCUUGCUGAUCCCGAUCCUACUCAUUGCGCCGUACGCCUACCACCUCCUGCUUGUGCCUCGAUCGCCGCUUCCUUUCGAUGACAUCCAAGCUAUAGACAUCCAUGCAUCCACGGAAGCUCUGCGGUCUCACGUCGUCAACUCCGAGACCAUCACCUUCCUGCAGGUCCAUGCCACCCCCCCUUCUUUCCCCGUGCUUCCUCGUACCUCAAGAGUCUCGUCGUUGGAGUACCCUUCGCUUUCGCCAUCCAUUCCUGCUCUCCACGACUCGCCACAUGCGCAAGACCGUGCAUUGAAGUCGUGGCUCCACGCAGCCAACUUGACCGAUCGCGCCGUCAUUGUUCUGCUCUGUCAAGACAGCAAGCAGGAUGCUGACUCGUCCGUGACAAUGGGAGUACAUCGACACGGGUGGUCCACGGGCUGCUACCUGUCCAUCGACCAGCAGCGCCUUCUCGUCGACACACUGUUCCCACCUCCGUCCUCGGCCAACACGUCGACAAAGCUGGCGCUCAAGUAUCGUUUCAGCUUUACUGUCUUGAACGAGAAGCCCCAUGAAGAGUCCGCGCUUGCAGACGCAUGGAACACUGCGCUGUCCUCGGCGUUGGCGCCGUUGUUCGAACCGUUUGCCGACGCCGUCGCGUCGACGCUGGCCGCCGUGACCAUCGACACCCAGCGCGUCGAGUUUGGCAAGCUGGCCCAGGUUUACCGCGUGGACCCAACAACCCACGCCACGUAUGUGACCACGGCCGACCUCCAACACUUUAAAUCGGCCAAUGAUUUUGCCACUACGUCCGUGUUGGCAGACCGCGAACAUGUGGUUCAUUUCGCGGCCAUCCCCGCUGCCGCGUCGUUCCAUAUUCGAUCGUCGCAUUCAGCGGAUCCUACGCCGGAAUAUGCAUUUGUCAUCCCUGGGUAUGGCAGCGUGGCGAUUCUGCAUACUCCCGACGACGUGCCGCGCAUCAUGAGAACCUUUCUCUUCCACGCGCGGCAUCUCCUCGGCCUCGGCGCGUUUCCAUCUUCGGCAACCCACUCGAUCACAUUCCUUCCGUCAUCUUCUGGGGUUGCAGACUGGGAACUCGACAUCCUCGUCAAUCGUUAUCUCCUCCGGCACUACCAUACAACGGUGCGGACGUUGCAGUCGCUUGCGUCGUUAGUUGCGUCCAUGCCCCAGAUGGCCGUCCUGCCGCGCACGUCGGCAUUAGUCGAGAGUUCCUUAGCUGCCCUCCAUGACGUGGCAACUUCCGUGCCCAAGGCCCAAACAUUUCGCACCAAGUUGGUCGCAGUUCGACACGCGUUGCUUGCGGUGGAAGAGGCGUACUACGACCCGACCAUGGUGUCCCAGCUGUACUUUCCCGAAGAUCAGAUUUACUUUGUCUUUUGCCCGUUGCUGCUGCCGUUGCUCGUGCCACUACUCGGAGGCGUCGUGCGCGAAGUCAAGCGCAUGCGAAAACCAGUUCGAGUUGUCGAUUAACUAAAUGUGGUGUCGAUUAACUAAAUGUGGUGUCGAUUAACUAAAUGCGUUGUCGAUUAACUAACCGUGUACGUAUCGAUUAACUACAAUAGAG